CGGUUACCAAGGCGACGCCUGCGAAGAUGGCUGCUGCGUCUUCGUCGGAUUCCGACAGCGGCCGAGCUGAGAGCAAUGAGGCAAGUUCGAAAUGGCUGGACGCACACUACGACCCCAUGGCCAACAUCCAUACCUUUUCCGCCUGCUUGGCGCUGGCAGAUUUGCACGGGGAUGGGGAGUACAAGCUGGUGGUGGGGGACCUUGGCCCCGGUGGGCAGCAUCCCCGCCUGAAGGUGCUCAAGGGACCCACAGUGCUGACUGAAAGUCCUUUACCUGCACUGCCAGCUGCGGCCGCCACCUUCCUCAUGGAGCAACACGAGCCCCGGACGCCAGCUCUAGCACUCGCCUCAGGCCCUUGUGUGUAUGUAUAUAAGAAUCUUAGGCCCUACUUCAAGUUCAGCCUGCCCCAGUUGCCUCUAAACCCCCUGGAGCAAGAUCUUUGGAACCAGGCCAAGGAGGACCGGAUUGACCCCUUGACCCUGAAGGAGAUGCUGGAAGGCAUCCGGGAGAAGGCAGAGGUGCCUUUGUCUGUACAGUCCCUCAGGUUUUUACAGCUGGAGCUGAGUGAAAUGGAGGCAUUUGUGAGCCAGCACAAGUCCAAGUCCAUUAAGCGGCAGACAGUCAUCACCACCAUGACCACCUUAAAAAAGAACCUGGCCGACGAGGAUGCUGUGUCCUGCCUGGUGCUGGGCACCGAGAACAAGGAGCUCCUGGUACUGGACCCGGAGGCCUUCACCAUUUUGACCAAGAUGAGCCUACCCAGUGUGCCCGUCUUCCUGGAGGUUUCUGGCCAAUUCGAUGUGGAGUUCCGGCUUGCCGCCGCCUGCCGCAACGGAAACAUCUAUAUCCUGAGAAGAGACUCCACACGCCCCAAGUACUGCAUCGAGCUGAGCGCCCAGCCUGUGGGGCUCGUCCGGGUACACAAGGUCCUGGUGGUCGGCAGCACCCAAGAGAGCCUGCAUGGCUUCACCCACAAGGGUAAGAAGCUGUGGACAGUGCAGAUGCCAGCAGCCAUCCUGACCAUGAACCUCCUAGAGCAGCGCUCGCGGGGCCUGCAGGCCGUCAUGGCUGGGCUGGCCAAUGGAGAAGUCCGCAUUUACCAUGAUAAGGCCCUGCUGAAUGUCAUCCGCACCCCGGAUGCAGUGACCAGCCUUUGCUUCGGCCGCUACGGGCGGGAAGACAACACCCUCAUCAUGACUACACGGGGCGGUGGCCUGAUCAUCAAGAUCCUGAAGCGUACAGCGGUGUUUGUGGAAGCAGGAGGUGAGGUGGGCCCCCCACCAGCCCAGGCGAUAAAACUCAGUGUGCCCCGAAAGACCCGGCUUUAUGUGGAUCAGACACUGCGAGAGCGGGAGGCUGGCACUGCCAUGCACCGGGCCUUCCAGACCGACCUCUACCUGCUGCGCCUCCGGGCCGCCCGUGCCUACGUGCAGGCCCUCGAGUCCAGCCUGAACCCUGUGUCCGUGACGGCCCGGGAGCCCCUCGAGCUGCACGCUGUGGUUCAGGGCCUGGGCCCCACCUUUAAGCUCACACUUCACCUGCAGAACACGUCAGCAGCCCGACCCAUCCUGGGGCUGCUGGUCUGCUUCCUGUACAACGAGGUGCUCUAUGCUCUGCCCCGGGCCUUCUUCAAGGUCCCCUUGCUGGUUCCAGGACUCAGCUACCCGCUGGAGACCUUUGUGGAGAGUCUCAGUGACAAGGGCAUCUCAGAUAUCAUCAAGGUGCUGGUGCUUCGAGAAGGCCAGAGCGCACCCCUGCUGAGUGCCCAUAUCAACAUGCCUGUGAGUGAGGGGCUGGCAGCCGCCUGAGCCCUGGACUGGUGUUGAGAGCCCUGCGGAAUCAGGACCGGGAAGAUACAGCCCCUUGCACCGAGGUGGACAGAGCGAGUGGCCCCAGGCCCA
Molecule: messenger RNA, 1901 nt
Organism: Lontra canadensis (Northern American river otter)
Lineage: Eukaryota; Metazoa; Chordata; Mammalia; Carnivora; Mustelidae
Gene: BBS1
Product: Bardet-Biedl syndrome 1
Exons: 17
Coding region: 27-1808 (593 amino acids)
Biological process (GO): protein localization to cilium; non-motile cilium assembly
Cellular component (GO): BBSome; axoneme; centrosome
Molecular function (GO): smoothened binding; patched binding
Source: RefSeq, a predicted model, not a curated record